GUCAAGUGGACAGCGUCUACCAGGUCAUCUGUUACGUUACUGACCAGACCUCCUCCUCCUCCCUCACUGCAGCUAACCUCACCUUUCUCAGGAAUAUGAUGAACCCGUUAUCUCAUCAGGUAGCUGCGACUCCUGGGAGACGCCCAGGAUAAAUCUCGGCCUCAGAUUGAUUGACUGAUGAAGAUUAAGCCACUCAAAAGGUGGCACGGGCAUGAAUAGCCCGUAAGUGGUGGCCCUUUUGAGCCAUUACCAGUAUCUUUAGCUGAUACUGGAGAUCUGUGGAGGUGCGACUGCACCCUGCGUGACGGGAGAUGUCUCCCCCGUGGGCCUCAGCUCCUGGGCCCCACUCUCUAUGAUAAAGGCCCAGUUACGGCUGAAUCAAUCAGCGCGGGUGUAGUUGAUCUAGCUGGCCUUGGGUCAAGUGGGCAUGAAGCGUUGUUGUGGUUGUUUAAGAGUCAGCUAAUCAGAACCCAAAGUUCCAAGUAGCACGGGCUAUGGUGAGCCCCGUACUGGAAUUACCUGGCACAGGAGAAAGGCUGUGUGCAUGAAGGGUUCGACACCCAUAUUUUAAGUAUGUGGUGUGCUGUAAGGCACCACAUCUCGCUACAUCUGCUCAUUGGCUCUUGUCACAACAACGUUCUUCCAGCUGGUGGUGGAUGAGUACACCAUCUCAGUGGACCUGACGGAGGCGGCGCCCGUCCGCUACAUGCUGGCGUGUACUGACUCCUCUGGCGACAACAAAUGCUUAGGUGUCGUCCGCGUGGGCUACCAGCCCCUGGACGUGGAGAACUUCCAGUGCGUGUCCUACAACUUGGAGGUUCUUAAGUGCAACUGGACCCUGCCUUACAACCCCGUCCAGACCGCCAGCUACAAACCUUAUCUCAUCUCAACUUUACACACUGAAGGGUCCCAGUGUAGUGGUGACAGCGGGGGCGUGAAGGACACGUGUGAUGACCUGACCACCUGCUGCUUCUGGAGGCCGCCGGAGUACCCCGCGGCGGAGCCCUUCCUCCGCGUCCUCUUCCAGGCCUCAAACUCCCUCAGUAACCAAACUUUCAACUUUACCCACCUCGUCAGGAACUAUGCUGUGGUGCUCCCGGACGCAGCAGAGAGCGUGGAGGCGGCGGCGGUGGCGGGGUCCCGGGAGCUAGAGGUCAGGUGGUCGCUUCCCUCGCCCAUGGACGCCUUCCCUAGCGCGGGGGGCGUGGUGUUCCGGGUCGACUACCGCCUCCACGCCCACCCCGACACAUGGUCCACGGCUGCCACGGGGAAGUGUAAGAAUUCCAACUUGGUGUCUGUGGAGGUGAAGUACUGGUGGCAGGAGUACGAGGUGCGCGUCCGGCUUCGGUCUGGGGCUGCUAACUUCACCUUGGACGACGACGGCUGGUGGUCUGAUUGGUCAGCUGUGGCUGUUGUCACCCCUCCUGCAGAGCCCGAGGAGGCCCCGGCAGUAGGUCCUGGCACCUUCAGGAUCGCCAGAAACACUCCAGAGUACCGUGACCUGACCCUCUCCUGGCGACCUCUUCCAACACUCCUCCAUAAUGGUCCAGGUUUCUCCUACCUCGUCACCGCCACCAUCUACCCCGGAGGGGCGUCAGUGGCAACUGUGAACGUGACGGAGCCCUACGCUACCUUCACCAACCUGUCCACCAGCCUUCCUUACAGGCUGGAGGUGGUGUCCCAGAACAGCGAGGGCAGGAGCCAGGAAGGGUCGUGGGUGGUGGUGGGGGCGGACAACGACCUGCCGGACGACCCCGUCCUGCCCGUCGUCGUCCUCCACAGACAACAACAGUAUGAACUCAGGUGGAGCAGCAGUGACAACACCUCGACGUACACCGUGUACGUGUGUAUGGACGGCCUAGAUACCAAGCUGCCCUGUAAGGCCGACCUGUACUGGCUGACAGUGGGCGGGGUGACAGCCAUCAACAUCACUCUGGAGGAGUUUAACCUGACGGUGGUGGAGGACACGGGCGUGAGGUUUGCCGUGUCUACGGAGCGUGGGACGAACGUGUCCAGCGGGAUGUCCUGGGACACUUACUCUGCCGUGUCCAGCGGUGUGUCCUGGGACACUUACUCUGCCGUGUCCAGCGGUGUGUCCUGGGACACUUACUCUGCCGUGUCCAGCGGUGUGUCCUGGGACACUUACUCUGCCGUGUCCAGCGGGAUGUCCUGGGACAGGUGUUCCACCCCCAGGGCCUACACCACCGCCCACCGCCCGCCCACCCUCACAUCCCCCGUAGAUGUGUCUGAGACGACAGCCAGAGUCCAGUGGACGCUGGAGUGUGAUGACUGGGCCGGGGUGGUGGAGUACCUAGAGGUCACCUAUUGUCUCGGUCACCACAACCUCUCCCAAGACUGUCACGGCGAGUCAGCGCGGGAGAGUGAGGUGUGGUCGGGCGUGGUGGAGGUGAGGCAGCUGGCAGCGGCGUCACAGUACACGGUGUGGCUCAGAGUCUCCUUCCGCUCAGGGCUCUCCCAGUGGUCCAGUCCUCAGCACUUUAUAACCGAUCACAGACGGGGUGUGGCUGCCUGGGUCAUCGGGGUCAUCACUAUAGGCGCCAUACUCUCGGCGGUUGUCCUGGUCUUCUUCUGCAGCUACAGCAGGAGGAAACUACAGCUCCUGGCGAUAGAACUGAAGAGAGAACCCAACCUGCCCAUAGGCCUGGUGAACGAGGCCCCGAAGCGGUCAGACCGCCGGCCUAGUGCCCCGGUUCGACUCCCGCGGAGUGUUGGUUCUUCAGCGUCCGGCCUUGUCCUCCAGGUCCCCAGCGGUGGUCCCCAGCAGGCAGUCGAAGUGGCCAGGUCGGGUUCCGUCUUGGACUCAGAGCGGCAAGAGGUUCCCGGUGGCCGCGGACUCUCUCUCGGGGGUGGUUCACUCCAGCCAUCUGGCGGGAAAGAGCAACAUCUGUCCGACCAAGCCACCAGGACGCCUGCUGGCUCGUCGACCAGUCCAAGAAAGUCUGGUGAAACAGUCACUUCAGACUUGACGGUUGGCUACCUUUCCCCAGUGAUGGCGACUCCGGAGGCCUCCACUGUAGUCCAGCACCCGGGUUACGUCCAGGUCUCCCAGGGUGACCAGCACCCGGGUUACGUCCAGGUUUCCCAGGGUGAUUACCACUUCGAGCCACCUAUGAACCAAAGUGAUUCCGUUGGAAAUCUGUCGAGUACGUUAUUAAUAACUGACGCGCCAACGUUUGGAUACGUAACUGUUCAACAAGAUAACAGAGCCUUUGUUCCCCAGGGAAUCAAAGACACCGUGAAUUUAGAUGGAAGGGAUCAAAUGGAUUCUAAAAUGUCAGAACUACGUCGUUUUUGGACUGAGAAUAUGACCCCAGGCACAGGGUACGUCGUCGCCUCUUCUCCUCCCUCGGGAACACUCAACACCACUGGUCUUCAGAACGCAACAAGUGGCGUUGAUGCACACGACGCAGGCGACCAUAAACCAUCGAAGGCCCUCGAGACAUCCUCCGUCCUCCCGAAACAGAGUGACAACAUUAGGGAUCGAUACGUGAGCCUUACCUUCCCCGAAGAGGACAAUGAUCAUCUUAACUUACCCCCAGAAGCAAGCACCCCACUUAUGCCUGUACACAUUAAUAACAAACAUGAUUCUGGAGCUAAAGUGACAGAGAAACAUUCUGAUUAUUUGGAACUAUUGUUAAAUGACCAACAUGAUGCUGAAAGGAAAGUGACCGAGAAAAUCUCUGAUUAUUUAGAAUUGUGGCCAAAUGGAAAUUCCAAGGUACAAAAGAGGCGAUAUGUAGACAGCAGUGAUACAAUUACUCUCAAGGUAGGCCUACCACAAGGCUACGUUGGAAUCCAAGAUCCAAACUUUGGUAUAUCAAACCAGGGCUCUAGGGAGGUUUCAGUACAUAGAGGAGAGGUGACUUUAGGAAAUAAAAUGGACAAUAUUAACACGGCCGAAACUUUGACAAAUUCCAUGCCCAAACCUUCAAACCUCAAUAGUGCUGGCUACGUUGAACUGGGAUCGUUUACCAGUUCAUCUCAACUUGCAAAUCCCAGUCAAGUGAUGGCUAUGACGGUCAUGAACGAGAGCCACGAGCUGUUGGUGAACAAGGGCACCACUUCGACCUGUGGGUAUAUACCCCACCCGCUGGCCGAAGAAACACCAGAGUGGGAUAUUACCUCCGCUACUGGUCCGUCUCUCAAUGCACCUGGCUUAAACGGCGCCAUCAGGAAACCGUCCCUACACACGGCAGAAUCCUCUGGCCUCGGUGAUUUAGUGAAGAGUGAGAAUUACCCUGACAAGACUAUGGAAACCACGGCGCUGGUGACUGGCGCUGGCCGGGAGGCUCGGGGUAGUUCGAGGUGUGUGAGCGAGGCUCCCGAAGACCUGCCUCUGGGCUACAGUAGAGUAGGAAGCCCCACCUAGCGUACCAGUCUCACUUGUGGCGGGUCUUGACUCAGGUGUUGGCACCUCCACAGGUGUUGGCUGGCCAUCUGCACACAGGUGCUGGUUGGCCACCUCCACACAGGUGUUGGCUGGCCACCUCCACACAGGUGUUGGCUGGCCACCUCCACACAGGUGCUGGAUGCCCACUCCCACACAGGUGCUGGCUGCCCACCCCCACACAGGUGCUGGAUGCCCACCCUCACACAGGUGCUGGCUGCCCACCCCGACACAGGUGCUCCCUGCCCACCCCGACACAGGUGCUGGCUGCCCACCCCGACACAGGUGCUGGCUGCCCACCCCCCCACACAGGUGCUCCCUGCCCACCCCCACACAGGUGCUCCCUGCCCACCCCCACACAG
Procambarus clarkii (red swamp crayfish) is the source of this 4770-nucleotide messenger RNA. NCBI's taxonomy places the organism in Eukaryota, Metazoa, Arthropoda, Malacostraca, Decapoda, Cambaridae. The record is from RefSeq and is a predicted model, not a curated record.